Molecule: messenger RNA, 1080 nt
Organism: Nematolebias whitei (Rio pearlfish)
Lineage: Eukaryota; Metazoa; Chordata; Actinopteri; Cyprinodontiformes; Rivulidae
Product: protein THEM6
Exons: 2
Coding region: 1-612 (203 amino acids)
Source: RefSeq, a predicted model, not a curated record
AUGUGGUGGGUGCUGUGGGUUCUCGCCACCUUGCUGGCUCUCUUCUGCAUCGUGGAUGUGUGGUACUUCGUGCGGGCGGCCGCAGAGAUCUUGCGGGCCUGGUUUCAGCCUCCAGUCUGGGACGUCACAGCGGAGCAGGUCCUGUCAGGCCGGGUCUCCCCACGGGACAUCGACAUGUGCCACAUGAACAAUGCCCGAUACCUGCGGGAGUGCGACUUCGCCCGCUUCUCUCUCUACACACGUAACGGCGUCUUCAAAGCAACGCGGGCCCUCAAAGCUAACAUGGUUGUGGGGGCCACCACCAUUCGUUACCGCAGGGCCCUCUAUAUAGGAGAGGGUUACGAGCUGCGCAGUCGGAUCGUAACGUGGGACGACAAAGCCUUCUUCCUGGAGCAGAGAUUCGUGUCAACAAAAGACGGCUUGGUGUGCGCUGUCAUGUACUGUAAGCAGAGUGUGAUACGCAGCAGCCCAGACAAGAUCCUGCAGCACCUGUGCAAAAGGAAGGUGGAGAGACCAGAGUUUCCAGAGGAUCUGCAGCACUGGGUUAACUUCAUCUCUGCCAGCAGCCAGGCCCUCAGAGCUGAGAGUGGUCUAGAGGAAAAAGACAAAUAAAGAGUUGAACGGACAGCUAACAUUUUGUAAACCUUAGAUUUCACCAGUCCAAGAGAGACAUUUGUCUUUCCUGCACAAUUACUUGACGAAUGCACAGCUGUGCCUACACUUUGCACUGAGGGUUUAAAAAUAAGCUUUAAUUGUUUACACUGGAAUAACACUAUUUAGAGCUUUGAGGGCUGGAAGUGUCGAUGAACGAUAUUUGUAAUGGAGAAGAUUUUGGACUGCAUAAUUUGUAUCUUUUAGCAACAACAAGGAAAAAGUUAGUUUUUACUGUAUCCAAAGGUGAAGCGAUGACCUCAGCACAUUUAUCAGUGCUAAAAAUUACAAAUAAGAAAAAAAAAAUCCCCCUUCAUGUUUUCCUGAUUCCUUGUUUUUAUGGUGAUUAAAAUUAAAUUGACCAAAGUUGUGUUGCAUCUACUUUUUUCAAAGAUGGCCACUAUAAAAUGUCCUGAAGAAUGCAGUGAU